GGGAAAACAAUCGAUUGCCGAUUGUCAUUACAGUAUGUGACAGUGUAGACGCUCUUUAGAUUAUUUCCCGGUUGUUUGUUUGCAUUUGCAACAACCAUCUAAGAUCAUGGUGGAGAAUUCUCCGUCCCCUCUUCCAGAGAGAGCGAUCUAUGGAUUUGUGCUAUUCCUUUCUUCCAAAUUUGCCUUCUUUCUGUACUGUGUGUGGGCUUUUGUGCCAGAGGAGUGGCUCCAUUUUGUAGGACUCACAUACUGGCCUCAAAAGUAUUGGGCUCUUGCUGUUCCAAUCUACCUCCUGGUUGCACUGAUCGUGUUUUUGAUCGUUCUCUUUGGAGUGAAUAUGCUCAACACUGCUCCGCUUGACUCAGUUGACAACGUCACAGAUGUGUACGCUCAAGCUCAGAUGAAGGAUAACAGUCGUAAAGGGGGAAUCCCUCAACUCAAGGAUGUUUCCAUAAGUGAAGUCAACAGAAUAUUCUACUUGUCACAUAAGUCAUGACAACUGGAAAACUGAUAGACUUUGUGUACAUAAAUUGAACUGCACUGUGUGAAUUAGAUCUGGGUUGAUGCAAACCACUAAUAAAUUGUCUGUUUUCAUAA
Synchiropus splendidus (mandarinfish) is the source of this 597-nucleotide messenger RNA. It is a transcript of the gene pigp, whose product is annotated as phosphatidylinositol glycan anchor biosynthesis, class P. Bases 107 to 496 code for a protein of 129 amino acids. Gene Ontology annotation, molecular function: phosphatidylinositol N-acetylglucosaminyltransferase activity. The record is from RefSeq and is a predicted model, not a curated record. Gene Ontology annotation, biological process: GPI anchor biosynthetic process. NCBI's taxonomy places the organism in Eukaryota, Metazoa, Chordata, Actinopteri, Syngnathiformes, Callionymidae. The transcript has 5 exons.